AUGGAUGCAUAGAUGGGGGCUACCUUCGGAAACACAAGAGGGUUUGGGGGAAUGAAUCAGAAUGGAUUUAAUAACAAAAAAGCAGGGGGAGAUUUCGAUGAAUCCUUUGAUCGAGAUUCAGUAGUAGAUUUUGGAUUCAAUAAUGAUUUGGCUGCUGAUUUCAACUAUGGAAAUAAUGCUUUUAAUUAGACGAUCAAGAAAAAUCAAGUUAAUUAGCAAAAUAAAAAAGGAGGAAAGAUAGGCCAUAUGAAUGGUCCACCUAUAAAAUCAAGUAUUUCAGAUAUUGUAGAUAAAAAUGAAAGAGAAGCAGUAUUUUAGAAUUCAAUGAGACCUGGAGGCUUAUUUGGAAAUAUGCAUUAAUUACCCGGAUAAUCAAUGACACCUUUCUUAGUUUCUCCAGGUGGUCCAAUGGAAAGUAUGCAGAGAAGUGCCCUAUUUAAUAUUGGUUCUGGAAUGGGUUCUCCCAUUCAAUCUCCUCCGAAAGGCCCAGCAGAUACUUUUAAGAAAUUCAUGCCUCGCUCUGAAAAAGAAAAGUUCAAAAAGUAGAUUAUUGAUGAAAUCCGAGACUUUGUUUAUGUUCCUAAGAAGUUUUUCUGCAAGAAGCAUAAGCAAACAGAAGUAGAGUACUGUUGUGCAAUUAAUGAAACUUUCUUCUGUAAGUUAUGUUUGCCUACUCAUCAAGGGCAUGAUGAUUUAGUAUUGUCAGAAAUUUGUGAUCAGAUUCAAUAGGAUGUAAUCAAGCUAAAACAUACUUAUAAAGCCAAAAAGGAAUUUAUGAUUAAUAAGUUAGAUAAUCAUCAGAAAAAGAUUGAGAAUAUAUUCAAAAUAUACUAUGAAACACUCGAUGAGUGUAGAAAUAUGAUUCUGGGAUAAGAGUACUCACUUAGGAAAAAUAUGGAUUACUUUGAGAAAACUAUUGUAGAACUUAUGAGAGACAUUAAGAACUAUAAUUAUAUAGAGUUUUAUCAUGAAAAAGAAGAUCUUUAACAAAAAAUUAAGAAUAUCAAGAAUAGCUUGAAAUAGUUCAAUGUUUACAUGCCUAAGUAUGCCCUAUAGAUAGAAGAUAUGAGCUUAGCAACUAAUCAAAUCAAGGUUGACUUGAAAGAGAGAAUAACUAGUUUCAUAAGAGAAACAAAUCAUUAAUUAGCUUUAGAUAAUUACGACUAUGUUGUUAAUAUACAAUAAAACGAAGCAAUAGCCAAAAUAUAUAAGCAAUUAGGACCUUUUGAUUUCUAUAUGGAGAAGAUUGACGAGGAUUUGCUUGAGAAUAAAACUUUAGUCAAUAAAUUUGACUAGAGAAAAUCAGGAACUAUUUUUAGAGGAGAGAUUAACAAUAUUUCAGGCAAACCAGAUGGUAGAGGUAUUAAAAUAUUCUAAAAUGGAUCCAUUUAUGAGGGUUAUUUUGCUGAUGGUCAUACACAUGGAUUUGGAAGAGGAGUAACUUCUAGAGGAGAAGUAUUUCAGGGAUAAUUCAAAUUCGAUUAGAUGGAAGGUCUUGGUUUCUUCUAAUGGCCAGAUGGCAGAAUGUAUGAGGGAGAAUGGAAACUAGGAAGAAGAAAUGGUAAAGGCAAAUACUUCUGGCCGAAUGGAUAAGUUUAUGAAGGUGAUUUCAAGGAUAAUGAGUGUAACGGUAACGGAAUUCUUCAUUAUACAGAUGGAAAAAGACUUGAAGGAAUUUGGAGAAAUGGCAAGAAACAUGGAAAGGCAGCAUAUGUGUGGCCAAAUGGAGCUAAGUACAAUGUUUUCUAUAUUGAUGGCAAGAAAUAGGGUGAAGGUAUGCUUGAGGGCACAGAUGUUAGUUUGGAAUAACUAAAAGAUAACUAUAGAUCCUUAGCAAAGAAAUCACUUGCUGGUAGAUCCCUUUUAAGUUCUAAAUAACAAUUUAACUACUGA
Stylonychia lemnae is the source of this 1893-nucleotide messenger RNA. Lineage: Eukaryota; Ciliophora; Spirotrichea; Sporadotrichida; Oxytrichidae. The record is from the annotation of a GenBank genome assembly.